Molecule: messenger RNA, 3288 nt
Organism: Misgurnus anguillicaudatus (oriental weatherfish)
Lineage: Eukaryota; Metazoa; Chordata; Actinopteri; Cypriniformes; Cobitidae
Source: RefSeq, a predicted model, not a curated record
GCGGAAAUGACGUUAUGACGCGCGACCUUACGAUGAUAAUUUUUUCUGAGGCGCACAAGAGUUGCGCGUGCGAACUGCGCAGCGCUUAUAAUAUGUAAAAUCGUCUAAUAACCGUUAAAACGGAAGAUGUGUUGAUGUACCGUUCACGUAUAACGUUAUGAGAAGUUGUUUUCGCGCAAGUUCAUAAAUCGUCGGGCGACCGUGGAUCCGGUUAACACGCUCGCGCUCCGUUACCGUGCAGUGGCGGGAUGCACGAGCACAUCGUUACUGAAGAAUCGCCGUGUUUUUAGUUAUUUUAAUGUUAGGUCACGUUUAACACCGCAUCUGAGGUGGUUUAUGUAGUUAUUCGCGCGUAUCCGUUGGUUCGGGUCAGUUGUUGAGCUGUAGUGAUUUAUUCAGGUUGUCUUGUUGACAUAAAAGACGUUGGUUUUGGGUAAGUUUACUUAGUUCAGUUGCAAAUAAAGCUGAAUUUGUUCACACUGGUUCAUGUUUAAAUAAUAUUACGUUGAAAACGCAGAUGUUAGUCAGUUUUGUUGAGGGUAGCCUAACUAGUUACAGAUCAGGUUUAGUUAGUCAAGCUUGGGUGUUAGAUUUGAUGGUUUCGGUUGAAAGCACAGGUGCAUGAGGUCACGAAGCUGUCAGUUCAGGUUAAAAUCACAAGUGGGCCAGGUUAGGUUUAUUUUCGUUCAGGUGUAAGUCACAGGUGUGUGUCUGCUGUGAUGGCUAAAGGUGAAAGUAAAAGAUCAGGCACAGAAGAGCCUCAUCCAAUCAGCCGCACCGAAUCUGAAGUGUUUGACGAUGGAACCAACACCUUCUUCUGGCGAGCACAUACCUUGACAGUACUGUUCAUCCUGACAUGUGCUUUAGUUUAUGUGACACUAUUGGAGGAGACGCCACAUGAUACAGCGUACAACACUAAAAGAGGUAUUGUGGCCAGUAUCCUGGUGUUCCUUUGCUUUGGCGUAACACAAGCUAAAGAUGGUCCCUUCACACGCCCUCACCCAGCAUACUGGCGUUUCUGGCUGUGUGUGUCUGUCGUCUACGAGCUCUUCCUCAUCUUCAUCCUCUUCCAGACUGUUCAUGACGGAAGGCAAUUUAUGAAAUACAUCGACCCAAAGUUGGGCGUCCCACUUCCAGAAAGAGACUAUGGAGGAAACUGUCUCAUUUAUGAUCCUGGAAACACUACCGAUCCCUUCCACAAUAUCUGGGACAAAAUGGACGGAUUCGUUCCUGCUCAUUUUCUCGGCUGGUACAUCAAGACGCUGGUGAUUAGGGACUGGUGGAUGUGUAUGAUCAUAAGCGUGAUGUUCGAGUUUUUGGAAUACAGCCUUGAACACCAGCUACCCAACUUCUCAGAGUGCUGGUGGGACCAUUGGAUCAUGGAUGUGUUGAUAUGCAAUGGCAUGGGCAUUUAUUGUGGCAUGAAGACCCUCGGCUGGCUGUCCAUGAAACCGUAUCAGUGGCAGGGAUUGUGGAAUAUCCCAACAUACAAGGGAAAAAUCAAGCGUAUUGCUUUCCAGUUCACCCCUUACAGCUGGGUGAAGUUUGAAUGGCGUCCUGCGUCUAACCUGCGCAGGUGGUUGGCGGUGUUGGGCAUCAUUUUUAUGUUCUUGUUGGCGGAGUUGAAUACGUUUUAUCUAAAGUUUGUGUUGUGGAUGCCUCCCGAGCAUUACUUGGUGCUUUUACGACUGGUCUUCUUCGUAAAUGUGGGUGGAGUGGGCAUGCGAGAGAUUUACGACUUCAUGGACGAUGGGAAAUUUCAUAAGAAAUUGGGACAGCAGGCGUGGAUCGUCUCCACAAUCACUGUAACAGAAUUUCUGAUCGUUGUCAAAUACGAUCCCAAAACCAUCAUGCUGCCAAUCCCUUUCUUCGUCACUCAGUGUUGGAUACUUGGAAUCGUUCUCAUCCUCACUUGGACCCUCUGGCGAUUCUUCAUACGUGACAUCACGCUACGAUACAAAGAAACACGUCGGCGUCAACAGGAAGGGUCCACGGAGCGGGAGAGAUCCCCUGGAAACGCAGACAAAAACACCGGCAGUUCGGCCACAUCUGGCCGCAGCAAACUAAACGGCAACUCGGACACAGCCCGGCACAGGAAGUCGUGAAUUCAUCGCAUGAGCCGCGUUCUUGCUGCGUAUAGCCACUGGACACGUUUUUGUGUAAAUGUGUUAUUUGUAACCCCUGUUCAGAGCCCGCCACCGCUCACGGGUGUCUGUUGGUCUGCAUCCAGAUGAGCCGAGGUUAAUAUUUCUUUCUCCUGCUUAGGAGAGUCGUCGUGUAUUUAGGAAAAAUAAUCUAUAGCUGUUACAUAGGUGAAGCGUUUAGGUUCGGGUUCCACUGUCACUCCGGUGUUGGGUUUAUUUUUCGUUGAUUUGGUGCUAUGCUAGACACUACGUGUUGACACUAUGCAGUGAACCAAAAGAAGUGAACACUCAGCCAACUAAGAUUUAAAUAAUCUGCGUUUGAUUUCUGUACAUUUACGGUAAAUAAUAAAUUAUUAGACAUCUGUCUGUUACACAGGAGAGAGUUUUAGGACCAACAUCUCUGACCUCCCACGUGAUCUGUUGUACUAUUUAAAAAAAAUGCUUGAGAAUGUAACUUUUAAUUUAAUCCGUUGUAUCCUUAUGCCAAUGCUAAUGAAGGUGAGCGUAUCUGCGACACGAGCACGUCACACACUAAGAAAAGAGGACAAUCUCAAUUUCAGGAUGGACCAAAUUCUGACUUUCUGCUUGCAUGCAUGAGACCAAAACGGCUCAAAUGCUCACCUGGCUGAUGCUUGUAGUCCGGUUUUGUUUUCUUUGCGGCAAAGCUUAACAGUACCAAACACACUACAGCUAAUGCUGUAUUUGUAAAGCUGCUAAAUGUCCUGUACGUCGCAGUGGGUAGGUUGUGUUGUGAUGAUGACGCGUGUCUGAUAGAUAAUGUCCAAAACUGAUGUAUCUAAUGUAUCAAUGCCAAUAUACUCUCUUACUGUGAAUGUAAUCGUGUAGCACCUGUUCUACUUAAGCGCCAAUCCCUCAGAUGUCUCGUAUCAUGUUACUGAAGGUGUUAGGGGUCAACUUUUGAUUUGAUUUUAAGGGUGAUCGUACAAACGGUAAAUGUUCUCAUUUAAAUUGUGAUCAGUUUCUAUCUCUUUAAAACAUUGUAGUGGGACCAUUUGAUGAUCUGCUUGCCUCUGCUUAUAGUAGUUUAUGUAAAUACUUCAAAUGAGAAGUAUAAAACUGAAAGGUCAUAUUUUAUAUUGUUUUCAGUAAAUAAAGGGGUGGUUUUUCCCCGCUGUGUUUUGAA